AUGGAAGAGACAGGCUCUAAUAUUUACUUGCCAUCGCCAUGGUCUAAAAUUACUCAGCCAUCUGUUGCUGAAUCUGAAAGUAUCAUUCAUGUUACCGGUAACACAAUAGAAGAAGUACAAAAGGCUACUUCUCUACUUAAAAAGAUGCUUCCACAAAAGAUCAAACUGAUGUGUAACUCCCAAUCUGUACUAAACCCCCGAAAAAGGGAUUGGUUACUCUUGUACAAGAAGCAAGACUUGACAAAAAUAAUGAGAGAUAAUGGUUCAUACAUAUCCUUUUCAACCUUUGGUUCCGAAAAGAGUCAAAUACAGGUGUACGCCGAAAAUAACAUUAAUGUCGAAAGAACACUCCGAUCCCUAAACUAUCUGACAAGUCAUAUAUUCCAAGCAAUGAUUUACGUGAACACAGUUCAGUCAGCGGAUUUAGUUGCACGCUUGUCACAGGAUUCUGGAGCGGAAGUCAUUUAUCGUACAGACGUAAAUCAAUUUGAAAUUACAGGAUCUAAGGAACAAAUUCAAUCUGCCGUUCAAAUUAUACGUGGACUACCAAUUUCGCAAGAACAACAUAAAUCAGUGAUUUUUUCGAUUGAAUUAGCAUUGGACCAACGAGAAUUUAUUAGUGGGAAAAAGAACGGCAAGAUCAAUAAGAUUAUGAAGUCGUGUGACGCUGAAAUUCAGUUUGAAGCAUUUAAUGACUUUAACUUUAUAAUCACCAUUGAAAGCGAAGAUUUCUUUAAAGCAAAAGAUGGAUUGGAUUCAUUGCAGAAUGAAUUACCUGCAGAAAUUUCAUUCUUUGUGCCAGAGAUUUGUCAUCGUCGUAUCAUUGGUGUAGCAGGUAAAAAUAUUCAACGUGUCAUGAAACAAUACGGUGUUUACGUCAAAUUCUCAAGCAAUGACGAACUGGCCACGUUUGGUGGCUAUUUUGAAAAUGAGCAUAAUGUGGUAGCAAGAACACCCGAGAAAAAUAUUCACAGUCUUCAAAAGUUAAAAGCAGCCGUCAUGGAGUUUAUUACUUUUCAAAAGGACCGUGAUUAUGUGUCUAGGUCAGAGUAUGUUCCCACCUAUGCACAAAGAAAUAUUUUUUACCUGAAUGGAAAAUACCUGCGUGAUAAAGGAAGAUUGUACAACUCUAAAAUUAUCUGGCCCGAAAGAAAUGGUACAGACCAUGUGCUCAUCAUUGGUCCGCAGUCUCAUAUUGAAGAAAUGCAGUCCAGAGUACAAAGUUUGUUACCGCAGUUUAUUGAUAUUCAAGUCCCUGCUUCCGUCGUCCUGGAAACCAUUCUCGAAUCACCCCAAAUUGAAGAUUUACAAGACAAAAUCUACACCAAAACGGCUGUCUUUUUGAUUUUACCGGAAACACUUGUCACCACCCAUUCAACCACAGAAGAUGCUGUCUUGAAGAUUCAAGGCAGAAACACAAGCAUUUCCUUGUUUGCUGCCAACGACUGUCGUGUAUUGACUUUCAAACUUUGCUUUGAUACCAAUUCAAAGAAUGCUCUUUCCAAGGCACGCCAUAUGUUUGAUGCUUUCAUGGAUAGUCGCUCUGUCCCUGUAGAUGAUACUUUACAUAACAAUACUUUUAACGGCUCUCCUAGUCCCGAAGAUAUACGUCACAUCAGUCCUUCUGUGAUGCAUCACAUCGAUCACCCUGAAUCAUGUAUGUAA
This is a messenger RNA of Mucor mucedo, 1665 nucleotides long. RefSeq lists its product as uncharacterized. Gene Ontology annotation, biological process: nuclear division. Gene Ontology annotation, cellular component: nucleus; cytoplasm. Gene Ontology annotation, molecular function: mRNA binding. Lineage: Eukaryota; Fungi; Mucoromycota; Mucoromycetes; Mucorales; Mucoraceae. The transcript is spliced from 5 exons. Bases 1 to 1665 code for a protein of 554 amino acids. The record is from RefSeq and is a predicted model, not a curated record.